Molecule: messenger RNA, 615 nt
Organism: Scutellospora calospora
Lineage: Eukaryota; Fungi; Glomeromycota; Glomeromycetes; Diversisporales; Gigasporaceae
Source: the annotation of a GenBank genome assembly
AUGUCGGAAGAUAGAGAAACACUAGAACCUUACACUUAUAGACACGAUACUGGAACUUUUUUUCACACAAGUCCCGAACAUGUUGAAGAAAAAAGUCAUGAUGCAACGCGAAAUAUUGUAAGAACGGUUUCCGAAGUUUCAUCAAAAACUUCAACUAAGCUUGGCAGCGUAAAGAUUUUUCAAAAUCCACGUGAAAUUCUUAGCCCAGUAUUAAAUGGAGUUCAUUACCUUUGGGAUCAUUUCCCACCUCUUAGUUGGUUUGCUUAUGUGGCUAUUGUUUUAAAUGCCAUUCCUUUAACAGUCCUUUUGGCAUUCCUGAUUGGUACUACAGCUAUUGUUUUAUUCAUUUCCGGUAUUGGAAUUUUCCUCGCCGCAGGUUUCUUUAUUGGUCUCGGUUUACUUUUCCUUGUUCCUGUGGUUGGCGUUAUGCUCUUUGCUGCAGUAUCUACAGCUUUCUUUACUACAUUUGGAUAUGGUAGUUAUCGUUCAUUUUUGUUUGUACUGCGCAAUCUUGGCAUUAUUGCUGGGGAAGUUGCCGCUGACACUAGGGCUGCAAUUACGGGCGCAAAGAAAGCUGUUGUGGAGGAACUACAUGGAGAAGAACAAAAUCAAUAG